GAGUCGGUGUCGUUGUUAACGUCUGUCACACAGAAAGGGAAGUACUCUUAUCAAAUGCGUACUGUCAUUUUAGCGCUUUCCCUGUGACAGGGUUGCUGUCCUCCUCGAAUCACCAUGGUGUUCGAGUCUUUAGUCAGUGACCUCUUGAACAGAUUUAUAGGAGAUUAUGUGGAAAACCUGGACAAGUCGCAGCUCAAGAUUGGCAUAUGGGGAGGAAAUGUUGUGUUAGAAAAUCUGAGGGUGAAAGAGAAUGCUUUGAAUGAGUUUGCUGUCCCUUUUAAAGUGAAGGCUGGUCAAAUUGGUAAACUGACUCUGAAGAUCCCUUGGAAGAACCUUUACAAUGAGGCAGUGGUGGCUACGUUAGAUGGUUUAUACCUUCUGGUGGUUCCCGGAGCAACGAUUAAGUAUGAUGCGGUUAAAGAAGAGCGGUACCUGCAGGAGGCCAAGCAGAGGGAGCUACAGCGUAUUGAGGAAAACCUGCAGCUGGUUGCACACAGAGAGAAACUUCAGGAAGAGAAGAAGGAUACAUUUGCAGAGAAACUGGCUACACAAGUUAUCAAAAACCUCCAGGUCAAAAUCACCAGCAUUCACAUCAGAUAUGAGGAUGAUGUGUCAGACCCUCAGAAACCUUUUUCAGUGGGCAUGACUCUUUCAGAACUCAGUCUACAGACAGCAGAUGAGAACUGGAAGACUUGCAUUCUAAAUGAAGCGGCCAAGGUCAUCUACAAGCUGGGGCGCCUGGAUUGUUUUUGUGCCUAUUGGAAUGUCAACAGCCCAAUCUUCUACAAAGGCUCCAGGGAGGAGAUAGUGGACAGGAUGAAAGCAGGUAUCAGCACCAAAAAUGAGGAACUGCGAGGCUACCAAUACAUUUUUAAACCCAUCUUUGCCUCUGCAAAGAUGUGCAUCAACCCUAAUGCUGAAGUUGAGCUGAAGUCACCAAAAGCGAAACUGCACCUUGAGGUUCAGAACAUCGCAGUUGAGAUGACCAAGCCUCAGUACCUGUCUAUGGUGGAUCUCCUGGAGUCCAUAGACUGUAUGGUGAAGAAUGGCCCCUACAGGAAGUUUAGACCUGAUGUUCCAGUCCACAGAAAUGCAAAGCAGUGGUGGAAAUACAGUAUCAGCAGUAUAUUGGAAGUCCAUAUUAGACACUUUAAUCAGAUGUGGAACUGGACCAACAUCAAGAAGCACCGGCACACGCUUAAGGCAUACAAAGCUGCAUACAAAGUCAAACUCACACAGGGCAAAGUCCGAGAGGAUGCAGAGAAGCAGAUCCAGGAGCUGGAGAAAGCUCUGGAUGUGUUCAACAUUGUAUUGGCCAGACAGCAAGUUCAAAUGGAGGUGGUUCGUUCUGGGCAGAAGCUGGUUGACAAAAAGGCUGCCACUCAAAAACAGAGUGGAGGACGGUUUUUUAGCAGCUUUUUUGGCAGGAAAGAAGGGAAGAAGAAAGAGGAAGAUAAAGAGCCUGAGAGUAUAGAUUCCAUCAUGACUCCUGAAGAGAAAACUAAACUCUACACAGCCAUUGGCUACAGUGGGAGCUCACAUAACCUUGCCUUACCAAAACAUUAUGUAGCAGUGAUCGUCACCUUUAAACUGUUGAGCACCUCAGUAACAUUCCGAGAGGAGCCUGGCGUUCCAGAGAUCCUCAAAGUGCAAAUGAUCGACCUCAGUACAGCCAUCUCACAGAGACCAGGAGCACAGGCCAUUAAAGUGGAGGCUAAGCUGGAGCACUGGUACGUGACUGGUCUGCAGCAGCAGGGUGAAGUGCCGUCUCUCAUAGCGUCAGUGGGAGACUCUGACUCCUCUCUGCUCAGUGUGCUCUUUGAGCUCAAUCCAGAAAACAGCACAGCUGACCAGCUUCUCAGAGUCCAUUCACAGCCUGUGGAGAUCAUCUAUGAUGCUCUGACUGUUAUUAGCAUCACAGAAUUCUUUAAGGCAGGGAAAGGAGUUGACCUGGAAGUCAUCACCUCAGCUACACUCCGCAAACUUGAGGAGAUCAAAGAGAAGACGGCCAGUGGUUUGUCUCACAUCAUUGAGACACGUAAGGUGCUGGACUUGAGGAUUGAUCUAAAACCCUCCUACCUGCUGCUGCCCAAGUCUGGCUUCUAUGACGGCAAAUCAGACCUGAUGAUCGUUGAUUUUGGUAACCUGCAGUUGAACAGCAUAGAUCAGGGCAGUCAUCAGCACGCAUCUGUCAGUUUCUCAUCAAUAGAGGAGAUCAUGGAUCGAGCAUAUGAAAGAUACACCUUGGAGCUUCGCAGUGUCCAAAUACUCUACAGCAAAUCAGGAGAGAAAUGGAAGAAUGCUCGUCUUCAGGGUUUCUCCCAUCAGCACAUCCUACAGCCAAUGGAUUUCACAAUUCAGCUCGCCAAAUGUAUGGUGGACAAAGAUUCCUGUAUGCCCAGUUUCAAAGUAUCAGGGGAGUUGCCGUUGCUGCACAUAAAGAUCUCCGAUCAGAAGAUCCAGGGUGUUCUGGAGCUUGUAGACAGUAUUCCUCUUCCACAGACUACAUCAACCCCCCCUACCACCCCCAGAGAAAAGGUGUUGGAUACCAGGCCAAAAGUAUUUGGUUUAGACCCCUCAGUUCUGUCCUAUACAAUUGAGUCAGACUCUAAUGAAGACACCAGUGAGAAGUCUGUAGAUGAAGACACUCUGAGAUCAACCCUAGAAGAGUUGACUGAAGUGCAGUUUCAGUUUGAAGUCAAAGCGGUGUUGUUGGAGCUAACGAGGCAGGCUGCUCAGGAGGAUGUAGUGUUGGCGCUGAGUGUGUCUCAGCUGGGUGCAGAGGGCAAGAUACGAACUUUUGAUCUCACUGUCACAUCUUACCUCCGCAAGAUCAGCCUGGACUACUGUGAGACAAGAGAUGCACAAAAUCAGCCACUUCCUCUAAUUACCUCUUCGGACAAGCAUGGUUCUGAUCUGUUGAAAGUGGAGUAUAUCAAAGCUGACGUGAAUGGACCGAGCUUCCACACUUUAUUUAAUAACACAGAACAGACACUGAAGGUGGAGCUUUCCUCACUGGAUUUCUUGUUGCACACUAAAGCUUUGCUGUCUACUAUCAACUACCUGAACACAGCAAUACCACAGGAGCUAACGGCCUCUAAAGAUAGAGAGAUCAAGAGACAGGCUGAGAGAGCAGCUGCAGGGAAGAUAGUGUCGAAGAGUUCGAAGGACUCGAGUGUUGUGAACUUUAAGCUCUCUGCCAUGCUUGACUCCUUCAGAGUGGCUGUCUGUGAUGACAGAAGCAACAUUGCUGACAUCCGAAUCCAAGGCAUUAAUGCAUCUGUGGUGGUCCAGGCAAAAGAAACAGAUGUGUUUGCCCGCCUGCGUGACAUUGUGGUUCUUGAUGUUGACCCAAAGACCAUCCAUAAAAAGGCAGUGUCAAUAGUUGGAGAGGAGGUGUUCAGCUUCAAGAUGACUCUGUACCCUGGAGCUACCGAAGGGGUGGGCUACUCUGACACCUGUAAAGUAGAUGGGAAAGUGACCCUGAGAUUGGGCUGCAUCCAGAUCGUCUAUCUGCACAAGUUCAUUAUGUCUUUAUUGGACUCUUUUAGCUAUCAGUACCCCUCUGCUGAUGAGACAUUUUUGGAUAACUUCCAAACAGCCAAAGAGGCUCUAAGUGCCGCCACGGCUCAGGCCGCAGAGAAAGCAGCUUCCAGCGUGAGAGAUUUUGCUCAGAAGAGUUUCAGACUUGCCAUGGACAUCAAACUGAAGGCUCCUCUUAUCAUCAUCCCUCAGUCCUCCACAUCCCAUAAUGCAUUUGUGGUUGACCUGGGUCUCAUCACUGUAGGAAACAGCUUCUCUCUGCUGGCAGCUGAGGGCUUCCCCUUGCCUGCCAUUUUGGAGACCAUGGACGUAAAACUCACACAGCUCAAACUAUCUAGGACUGUUCUGAAGCAUGAUGCUGCUCAUCCAGAUAUUGAGAUUCUGAAGCCCAUAAAUCUAGAGCUAAUGGUCAAGCGUAAUUUGGCUGCCACCUGGUUUAACAAGAUCCCUGGAGUGGAGGUCACAGGAGUACUAAAGUCAAUGAAUAUGGCUCUCGGUCAGGAGGAUUUUGGGGUCCUCAUGAGAAUCCUGGCAGAGAACCUUGGUGACAGAAGCAGGCCUACUGCAGUGGAAGAAACUAAGGCUUCUACUAAAGAUGAAGCUGUUAUGGAUGAAGAACUUGCAGAGGUGCUUUCAGUGGGGGCAGGGUGUCAACCUGCAAUCACCAAUGGCUCUUUCAGUGAGAAUAUUGUCAAUGUUCUCCUCAAUUUUGAGGUCAAAGAGGUUAUGCUGAAGUUGAAAAAGUCCAAAAAGGGGAAGAGUGGGGAAGAAUGUCCAUUUUUGGUCCUGAAUGUGGCUCAACUUGGAAUUGACACUAAAGUUAGAAAAUAUGACAUGGAGGCCACAACAUACAUUAAAACCAUUUCCAUGAAGUGCCUUGAAUUCCAGGAUUCAAAUGGGGAUCCUCUCUGUAUAAUCAGUUCCUCAGCAGAAUCAGGAGCAGAUCUUCUUGAAGUCAAGUAUUUUAAGGCUGACCGAAAUGGGCCCAACUUUGCUAGUGUUUACAAGAACAUUGAGCAGAUGAUCAAUGUGAUGUUUUCCUCCCUUGACUUGAUGUUGCAUACUGAGGCUCUUCUCUCUACCAUGGACUUCCUUUCUGCUGCCCUGUCCUCCAGCAGUCUCCCCUCACCAGAGAAAGAGAGCAAAAAGAGUGAAGAAAUGAGAACUACCCCAGCCAAAUCUACUGCUCUCAGCUCUCCCUCUGUUGGUGACAUCAUUGACCUGAAGGUAAACAUGCAACUAGGUGCUUUUAAUGUGCUGGUGUGUGACCAGAAGAGCAACAUGGCCGACAUCAAGAUUCAGGGUUUGGACGGUUCUCUUCUAAUACAGGGAACUAAGACACACAUGUCCACUCGUCUACGUGACUUCAUCGUCAUCAAUGUGGAUCCUAAAACAAUUCACAAGAAGGCCAUCUCUAUUGUAGGUGAUGAGGUGUUCAGCUUUAGUAUGAGCCUAACACCCAAAGCCACUGAGGGGGCUGGAUACACAGAUACUUCAAAGUUUGAUGGCAAAGUGAAACUCAACGUGGGCUGCAUUCAAGUGGUCUACCUUCACAAAUUUGUCAUAUCCUUGCUUAAUUUUAGUAGUAACUUCCAGACAGCCAAAGAGGCUCUCAGUGCCACCACGGCUCAGGCAGCAGAGAAAGCAGCUUCCAGUGUGAGAGAUUUUGCUCAGAAGAGUUUCAGACUUGCCAUGGACAUCAGACUGAAGGCCCCCCUUAUCGUCAUCCCUCAGUCCUCAACAUCCCAUAAUGCUGUGGAGGCAGACCUAGGUCUCAUUACUGUAGGAAACAGCUUCUCUCUGCUCCCAGUGGAGGGUCGUUCACUGCCUGUUGUCAUAGAUAAUAUGGAUAUAGAGCUUACUCAGCUAAAAUUGUCCAGAAUUUCAAUGGAGCAGGACUCAAAUCAGCCUAGUUCAAAACUGCUGGAGCCAGUUAACCUGAUUCUUUCUGUUAAACGUAAUCUGGCAGCAUCAUGGUACCAGAAGAUGGCUGCCAUAGAGGUGGAUGGUGAUCUGAAGCCCAUGAAGGUGGCCCUGAGUCAAGAUGACCUUACUGUACUGCUGCAGAUUCUGAUGGAGAACAUUGGGGAGGCGAGCAGCAUUCAACCUGAUACACCAAUCAGCUACAAACAAGACAGUGUGACUACAAGAGCACACACACAGCCUGGCUCAGAGAUUCCUGAAGAGAAGCUGUCUGAAAUUAAACUGAAGGAGGCAGAGCUGCUGGAGAGUAUCAAAUUUAACUUCAAUGUAGAAUCACUUGGCCUUACACUAUAUAAUAAUAACCCAACACAGCCCUCUGUACACGAGGAGCAAUUGUGUUUAGGGGAAUUUAUGCUGUGUAAAAUGAAGACUUCAGGCAAAAUGUUUAAUAACGGCAAUCUGGAGGUCUCCACUAUCCUCACCACAUGCACACUGGACGACAGGAGGAGUGGCAUUCAGAGAGUCACAUCCAGGAUGUUGGGAAGGCAUGAUGAGGCGACAUCAGAGCCUAUGAUUGAUGUGACAUACUCUCAGAGUGCAGAUGAGCGUUCAGUGGUUGCCGUGCUACAGAGGCUCUAUCUGUGUGCCAGCGUGGAGUUCCUAUUGGCUGUUGGGGACUUUUUCAUGCAAGCCCUGCCCCCGAGUCCGCCCGCACAGCGAGACAAAACCAAUCAGCUCCUACUCAAACAUGUCUCAGAGCCCAAAAUCCAGAGUGAAUCUAGAGCAGCCCUAGCUCAGAGAACCAAAUUGCGGGCUAUUGUGGUGGACCCAGAGGUGCUGUUUGUGGCUAACCUGAUGAAGGCAGAUGCUCCUGCACUGGUAGCUUCAUUCCAGUGUGACUUCUGUCUGCUGUCAGAAGAGGCCUGUCAGACCAUGAAGGCCAACAUUAGAAGCCUCAAAGUGCUCGCCUGUCCCUUCAUUAGGACAGAGGGUGACAAAGCUGUGACCACUGUGCUGAGACCAUGUUCUGUUGAACUUGAGACCAAAAUGCCAACGAAUGCCCCAUUAACUGGUUCAGUUACUGUAGAGGAGGUCAUUGUAAAAAUCUCUCCUAUCAUUCUGAACACUGUCAUCACCAUCAUGGCAGCCAUGACGCCCAAACCGAAGGAAGAGACAUCACAGCAGACGCCUGAUGACCAAAGCAGCCUCUGGUCUGUGAUGAACAUUGCUAAUGCUAACUACUGGUUCCUGGGUGUGGAUGCUGCCUCUGAAGUGACUGAGAGCUUCAAGGAUGUGGACAGCAGUAAGGAUGGAGAGAGUUUUGGGGUGGAAGUAAAGGUGGUGCAGGUUACACUGGAGUCAGGUUUGGGACAUCGCACUGUUCCACUGCUACUUGCAGAAUCUUCGUUCACCGGCAGCACUCAGAACUGGUCAUCAUUGCUCCGUUUUUCUGCAGAUAUGACUCUAGAGGUGAAUUAUUUUAAUGAAACUCAUGCAGUAUGGGAGCCACUUCUUGAGAGAGUGGACAAUGGGAAACGGAGGUGGAACCUCAAAUUAGAGAUGAAGAACAACCCUGUUCAGGAUAAAAGUCCAGAUCCUGGGGAUGAUUUUAUUAUGCUGCCAGACCCUCGCACAGCCAUCACCAUAUGUUCCAAAGACACCAUGAACAUCACAAUGUCCAAGUGCUGCCUCAGCGUCUUCAACAACCUGGCUAAGGCUUUCUUUGAGAGCACAGCCUCCACGUUUGACCGCUCUCUGAAGGAGAAAUCACCCUUCACCAUUCGUAAUGCAUUAGGCAUCCCCCUCAUUGUUCAGCACAGUUCUAACCUGCGAUUGGCUGGCUCAUCCUCACUGGGUAAACUGCACGAAGUGUCUGUGGAUAAGAGUGUGGAUUUAGAUUAUUCCACCUUUGAGCGAUCAUCACGACUAUCUGCCCUGCAGAGGCAGGAGAGCUGCCUGUUCAAUCUCAAUAUAGUUCCCUCAGGUUACAGUGAGAUUUCUAAUAUUCCACUGGGUAAGCCUGGCCGCAGACUGUAUAAUGUACGGGGACCCAUGCAACAGGAAGCUGUAUCUGUACUGCUUCAGAUCGAUGCCAGCGAGGGCAACAAAGUCAUCACAGUACGCUCCCCACUACAGAUAAAGAACCAUUUCUUAGUGCCUUUUGCCAUUCUGAAGUAUUCUUCUGAGCUUGGAGUGUUGGUGAAUGUAGGGGUUGCUGAGCCUGAGAAGGAAUAUCAUGUUCCCUUAGAAGCUUACAGGAGUCAGUUGUUUUUGCUGCCUAUCGGUCCUUUGGAAGAUCAAUAUCGUGCAUCAUCCACAUGCAUUGCAUGGAAGGAGCAGGUGCAUGUGAGCUCAGAGGUUCAUGCCGUACUGCAGUGCCCUGCAAUAGAGAGCAGUUUCCUGCCAUUGGUGGUGAAAACACUGGCUGUGCCCGAUGAUCUGAGUCACAUCGCCAGCCACGGGGAAGGGGACUGGGACCCUGCCUAUGUCAUCCACCUGCACCCAGCUGUUACCAUCAAAAACCUGCUACCUUACUCAAUACGUUGCCUGCUGGAGGGUUCCCCUGACUUUUAUGAGCUUCAGGAGGGCAGUAUGGUGGAUGUACUAAACUCUCACAUUAACGGGGAAAUAAUGGAGCUGGUGUUGAUGAAGUACCAAGGCCGUAGCUGGAGCGGCCGUAUGAAGAUUAGCCAAGACAUGCCUGAGUUCUUUUCUAUUUGCUUCACCUGCGACACCUCAGAGGGGUUGACUGUGGACGUGUGUGUACAUGUGUCUCGCAUGAGUGGCAAAAUGUUUCUUUCUCUCUACAGUCCAUAUUGGAUCAUCAAUAAGACAUCCCGUGUCCUGCAGUACCAUGCCGAGGACACCUACGUGAAACACCCAUCUGACUUUAGAGACGUCAUUCUGUUCUCCUUCAAAAAGAAGAAUUUUUUCAGCAAGAAUAAGCUGCAGCUUUGUGUGUCCACCAGCUCCUGGUCGAAAGGCUUCUCUCUGGACACAGUUGGCAGCUACGGGUGUGUACGCUGUCCAGACAAAAGCGGGGAUUACCUGGUGGGGGUCAGCAUCCAGAUGAGCAGCUUUAACCUGACACGGAUCGUAACCAUGAGUCCCUUCUACAUGCUGGUCAAUAAGUCCUCGUUUGAGCUGGAGGUGGGAGAGGUGCUAAACAAUGGUUCCAGCAACAAGUGGCACUACAUCUCCUCCACUGAGUGUUUGCCUCUGUGGCCCGAGUCCAGCACAGGGAAGCUGUGUGUACGAGUUUUGGGAUCUGAAUCUACCUCAAAAUCGUUCUUCUUCGACAAGCAGGACAAUGGCACUUUACUGCGCAUGGAUCAGUAUGGUGGUGUGAUAGUGGAUGUGAAUAUCUCAGACCACUCCACUGUCAUCAGCUUCACUGAUUACUAUGACGGAGCUGCACCUGCUCUGGUUGUAAAUCAAACACCCGUGGCCACUGUCAACUUCAGACAGAGAGGUUGUGAGGAAUGUUGGACUCUGAAACCAGGUGAAGUUCAGCGAUUUGCAUGGGGUGAUCCCUCAGGCGUGAGGAAGCUUUGCUGGAGCUGUCAGGAUCAUACUGGAGAACUGGACCUUGUGAAGGAUGAGUGUGGUCAGUUUGCAUACGACAACUUAGUGCAGAUACACUGGGUGUCAUUCCUGGAUGGUCGACAGUGGGUGCUGAUCUUCACUGAGGAUGUCGGUGUAGUGACAAAGGCACGGCAGGCGGAAGAGCUGGAGCAGUUCCAGCAAGAAGUCAACAUCUCAUUACAGAAUGUAGGCCUGUCACUCAUCAACAAUGACAUCAGACAGGAGAUAGCAUACGUUGGCAUUACCAGUUCUGGUGUGGUUUGGGAGAUGAGACCAAAGAACCGUUGGAAGUCCUUCAACCACAAGAACAUUGGGCUAUUAGAGAAAGCCUACCAGAGCCACAUCAUCAGCAAGAGUGAACCAGGCUGGAUUAAACUGGAAACUAGAUUAGAGGUGAACUUUGGAAGGGUGCCCAUGUUGAUGAGACAGCCAUUUUCCUGCACUAUCAGGAGAAACUUCCUGCCUGGCAUUUGUGUUGAGUUUAAACAGUCGCCACAUCAGAGGAGUUUACGUGCACAACUGUACUGGUUACAGGUGGAUAACCAGCUACCCGGAGCCAUUUUUCCCACUGUGUUUAAUCCUGUUACUCUUCCAAAAUCAAUUGUUCAGGAUUCAGAGCCAAAGCCGUUUAUAGAUGUGAGCAUCAUCACAAGGUUUAAUGAGUACAGCCAAGUAAUGCAGUUUAAGUACUUCAUGGCAUUAGUGCAGGAGAUGGCAGUGAAGAUUGAUCAGGGAUUCUUGGGGGCAAUUCUCGCCCUGUUCACCCCAGCCACUGACGCCCAGGACUGUAAAGAGAAGAAUAAGCUGAUAGAGAAGGAUCUGGAGGCUCUGCAGGCUCAGCUUAUGGAGAGCUCCAUGACAGACACCUCGGGCCUGAGCUUCUUUGAGCAUUUCCACAUCUCUCCCAUUAAACUGCAUUUGAGUCUGUCCCUGGGCUCCAGCGGAGAUGAGUCUGAGCAGGGUGAUAUGGUUGCCAUCCAGUCCGUCAACCUCUUGCUAAAAAGCAUCGGGGCCACACUCACUGAUGUAGAUGAUCUGAUCUUCAAACUGGCUUACUUUGAGGUGAAAUAUCAGUUUUACCGGCGAGAAAAACUGAUGUGGGCGGUGAUCAGACACUACACUGAACAAUUCCUGACGCAGAUGUACGUGCUGGUUUUGGGUCUGGAUGUUCUUGGAAAUCCAUUCGGGCUGAUACGCGGUUUAUCAGAAGGAGUGGAGGCUUUCUUUUAUGAGCCCAUCCAGGGGGCUGUUCAAGGACCUGAAGAAUUUGCCGAAGGAUUUGUUAUUGGUGUUCGUAGUUUACUGGGCCACACAGUAGGGGGCGCAGCAGGGAUGGUGUCUCGCAUAACAGGCUCUGUAGGCAAAGGCUUGGCUGCCAUCACCAUGGACAAAGAGUAUCAGCAGAAGAGGAGGGAGGAGAUGAACAGACCCACUAAAGAUUUUGGAGAAAGUCUAGCUAAAGGGGGCAUGGGUUUUCUCAAGGGAAUGGUCGGUGGAGUAACAGGAAUUGUGACCAAACCAGUGGAAGGGGCAAUGAAAGAGGGGGCAGCAGGCUUCUUUAAGGGCAUUGGGAAAGGCCUGGUUGGAGUGGUGGCCAGACCUACAGGCGGCAUUGUAGACAUGGCAAGCAGCACUUUUCAGGGCAUUCAGAGGGUGGCUGAAUCGACUGAGGAGGUGACUAAAUUAAGGCCAGUGCGUCUCAUACGAGAGGAUGGCAUCAUACGGCCCUAUGACCACCAUGAGUCGGAGGGCUAUGACCUCUUUCAGAGGUCUGAGAUUAAACAGUUGGAUGGCGAGAUAUUCAGAGAACACUAUGAGUAUCCAGGGCACAGAAAAACAAAUAUCAUUAUCACCAACAGGAGAGUGAUGUGUGUUAAGGAGAUCAAUUUGAUUGGACAUUUCAGUAAAGAAUGGGAAUGUCAAUUUGAGAAUUUCCAAAGGCCUCCAUGUGCAGAGCAAGGAGAUUUGAAGAUAUAUUACCGGGACCAGAACAAACUGAACAUUAUUAGAAAGGAUGGCCAGGAGCUAGUAAGAGUGAUACACUUCAAAGAGGCACACAUGGCUGAGAAAUUGCGAAAGGGAAUCGAGAAUGCCAAGUUUGCACGUCAGCAAUAUCAGAUGGCUCGGCAGAAAUCGCAACGCUUCAUCCAAAGGGGUAACACCUGAAUCUGUCAGUCUAACCACGUAAACCCACUGCUGCCUUAAAUGUGUGUCCAAAUUCCCUUAGAUUUUACAAUGUAAAUGUUGUGCUUAAAAAUAUAUUUUGGCAAAUGUAUUAUUGAAAUUUUGGAUGUAUCACUGCAUUUCUUUUCUUUUUUUUUCUUUUUUUUUGGUGCAUUACCGGAUUUUAGCACUUUGCCUUUAGUUUUGUUGUUUUGUUUGGGGUCUGGGGGUUGAGAAAUAAUGGAAGAGAAGAAUUGAGAUAUUUUGUUAAUGGAAUUUGUACUUGUAAUACUGUUUAAUACUGAAAUGUGCAACGUUAAGCUUGUCCACAAAUCUUGUCGAGAAAAAAAAAGAGGAAUUCUCUUUUUAGGAUCAUCUUGCCAGAACAUUAAAUCAUCUGUUGUUGCAUUUACACAAUAAUGACAUAAAACCACACAUGACACACAAAAAUAGUUGGAUGAAAUUUGUGCUCUCCUCUCUACUUAACUCGUUUUCUUUUACCUCCUUUUUUCUGCACUUGGGCAAUAAGCAAUGCACUGUAGAGAUAUGAUGUAUUAUAACAAUAUAUUGAAAGUGAUGAAUGUGUGUCACUGCUGUUCCAGAACCUGUUAGAUGGAAGGCCACACCUUCAGCUUAAGGUGGAGUCUAUGAUAAGAUAUUAACUCAACCUUUGUGGUUACUUGUUUGUUUGAAGUAACCAAUAUGGGGGGGGGGGUCUGUCUCUAUGGCAAGGAAAGUUCUUCCUACAUAAAGUCACAGCGAUAUAUUCCACAAUUUUUCCAGAAAGAUAUAAAGUAAAUGUAGUGUCACAGCACCUGGCGAUGGAUUCUGUCUAUGUUGCUAAGUAACUGCUUCCUGUAUGUGGGUGCAGAUGACCCUCUUGGCCUGGUGUGGGCAGGAAAGAAGAGGUUGGUUAUCUCAUGCCCUCUGCUGUGGGUCUUUCCAUGUCCUCCUAUUUCCUAUGCAUCAGUAGACCAGACACACACCCACAGUCCAAUGCCACUGUGCAGACAGCGGGCACACAGCAGAAGAUGUAAAAAAUAUGAAUUAAUUAGGUCAGUCUUGUGGCUUCAUACAGACCCAGGCUAUGCUUUUCAACAAAGGGAACACAAAUUGUGUAUGAAGUGGCAUAAUUACUCAAGAAGAUCUGUGUUCUUGCACCCCAUGGCAUAAAUAUUUUACUGUUUUGCAUUACUGUGUGAGGUAACCUCCAUUAAUCCACCACCAACACAAACACUAUACUGUUCACAGAUAUUUCAGCCUUUACAUAACAAUUGACAGAUUUCAUUGGACACUAGAACUAAUCCAUGUCCUGGGAACCCAUAGCACUGCAUAUUUUGGAUUCACACCCAAUUGAGUUUAAGAAGCACUCUUCUAAUGAGCUAAUGAUUUGAAUCUGGUGUGCUAGAUAAUGGAGACAUCCAAAAUUUCUUGCACUUCAACACUUUCAUAAGGUUUAGGUGAGGUUGCAAAUAUAACUGCAGCACAGUAAAAUUAUGUAGUGUUUGAUCUAUGAUCGGUCUUAUGUCUUAAAGGACUAUUAUGUGUUCAGUACAAGUUAGGCUAGUAGGCUGCAUUUGUGGCAUAAUGUUAUUUACCACAGAAAUGUAUUUCUUUAAGAAAAAAGCAAAAAUUGAGGUUGCAGUGAGGCAUUUACAAUGGAAGUGAAUGGGGCCAAUUUUAAAGGCAGAUAUGUGAAGCUUAUAAUUUUAUGAAAGCACUUAUUCUUCUGUUAAAAUUAGUGUAGUAUUUGAGCUGUAAAGUUGUUUAAAUUGUCGUAUUUGGGAUUACAGCUUUAUGUCAUCAUUGCAACAAAUUUGUAUAUAAGUUAUACAGUAAAGUUGUAUAAUUGGAUAUGACUUUACACAGAAAAUGUUAGUAACUGAUUUUAUCGCUCUAAAAUCGUGUUAACAUGCAUAUUGUUUACAUCUUGUGGCUAUACUUUUGAAAGUAUUUUAACAUUUACGGAUUGGCCCCAUUCACUGCCACUGUAAGUCCCACACUAUUAUUUUUGCUUUUAUUUUUUUUGUAAAGAAUAGGAGGGACAAAAUAAAUAAAUGUUUGUGAUAAUAUUAUGCCACAAAUGCUGUCGAUUGAGCAUAACUUGUAUUGACCCCAGACUAUUCCUUUAAAUCUGCUCUGCAGUGUGGAAGCUAUUACAGGUUUAUUACAUGGCUCUCUGGAAUACUCUAUUCUGAUUGCUCAUUGGCGCCAUCUAGCGGGCUGAUAUUUCUGAGUAACAACUGCACAUCUGGGGAUUAAUUCCUAUCAGAUUGGUUAUCUGGAUAUUGAGAGUCAUCUUUCCUACUUCUAAAUCACUCUGCGAUCUCUACAAGGAAGUAAAUAAAAAUAAUUUA
Messenger RNA from Myxocyprinus asiaticus (Chinese sucker), 13571 nucleotides. Its product is annotated as intermembrane lipid transfer protein VPS13C-like. The transcript has 84 exons. Lineage: Eukaryota; Metazoa; Chordata; Actinopteri; Cypriniformes; Catostomidae. Gene Ontology annotation, biological process: mitochondrion organization; protein retention in Golgi apparatus; protein targeting to vacuole. The record is from RefSeq and is a predicted model, not a curated record. The coding region runs from base 115 to 11217 and encodes 3700 amino acids. Gene Ontology annotation, cellular component: extrinsic component of membrane.